AUGUCGGAAGAACUCAACGUUGCCGCGGUGCUUCACCCAAAGCCCGAGAAAUUCGAAGAGGUUGCCACCCUUGUUACUGAAGUGGUCAAAAACGUACAAGAACACGAGCCCGACACCCUUCUAUACUAUGCCUUUCAUGUGAAGGAGAAGAACGAGAUUGUUAUUAUUGAAAGAUACAAGAACCCUGCGGCAGUGAAGACCCAUGUCAAGGCCCCUUACUUUAAACAAUUUGCCGCUAAAAUUCCUGGAUUGUCCGCAAAGCCCUGGGAGCUGCGAACUGGGGUUCUCUUGGAAGGCGCACGAGGAGUUUCGCGACUAUAG
Penicillium angulare is the source of this 321-nucleotide messenger RNA. RefSeq names its product putative quinol monooxygenase. Bases 1 to 321 code for a protein of 106 amino acids. The record is from RefSeq and is a predicted model, not a curated record. The transcript has 3 exons. Lineage: Eukaryota; Fungi; Ascomycota; Eurotiomycetes; Eurotiales; Aspergillaceae.